Cucurbita pepo subsp. pepo (vegetable marrow) is the source of this 1624-nucleotide messenger RNA. Its product is annotated as Peroxidase superfamily protein. Gene Ontology annotation, molecular function: peroxidase activity; heme binding. The record is from RefSeq and is a predicted model, not a curated record. Gene Ontology annotation, biological process: hydrogen peroxide catabolic process; response to oxidative stress. Lineage: Eukaryota; Viridiplantae; Streptophyta; Magnoliopsida; Cucurbitales; Cucurbitaceae.
CGCCUCACAUCACAUCACAGUGUCCACUAAGCCUGCACCAAACUAUAAACAAAACAAGCAAAAAGCAAAACAUCAAGUUGUACCAUUUGACAUCAACAGAUGCGUACUCUUCUUUGUAAGCUCGCCUCACGUACCAACAAACUUUUUAAGCCUAAAAUAAUCUCUGUAGUGGGCGAUAUGCUUCUCAAUUAUAGUGAUUGUGCAUGCACUCGAGUUUGCAUGCCCAAACGUGCUUUACCCACCUACUAAAAGCUACUCCACGUUGUUGCAUGAAACUAAAUAAUAUGCAUUCCACCAUUCUCAAUCGUCUACCAAUCCCUUAUUGCUCCUUAUCUCGGCCGCCCAUGCAUCACAAACAACCCAAAUUAAACUAUAAUUUAUCACACUAUAAAUUAAGCCCCUUCAUCACUUAGGGAAUCACAAUUUGUGUGAGAGUUGUAGCCAUGGAAACCUCCAGCUGCAGAUUAAAGGGUCGUUUUGCUUUGCUUAUGAUUGUCUUUCUCAUGCUGUGUGGUGCCACAAGGGCACAGUUAACUGUGGAUUUCUAUAAGAGCUCGUGUCCAAACCUUCUCAGAAUCGUGAGAAGAGAAGUCGUGAAAGCUAUAAAGAGCGAGAUGAGAACGGCAGCUUCACUCCUUCGCUUGCACUUCCACGACUGCUUUGUUAAUGGUUGUGACGGAUCAGUGCUGUUGGAUGGAAGUGAUGGGGAGCAAUUUGCACUUCCCAACAUCAAUUCUCUUAGACGGCUUGAAGUGAUUGAUUCAAUCAAAAGCGCGGUGGAGAAUUCUUGUAGCGGAGUUGUGUCAUGUGCUGAUAUAUUAACCUUAGCUGCUAGAGACUCUGUUCUAUUGAGUGGAGGACCAACAUGGAAGGUUUUACUGGGGAGAAGAGAUGGAUUGGUGGCCAACAAAACUGGAGCAGAUCAGGUACUGCCCGCUCCAUUUGAGAACAUUGAUGGUAUCCUCAAGAAGUUCACUGAUGUUGGCCUUGAUCUCACCGACGUCGUUGCUUUAUCUGGAGCCCACACAAUUGGGUUUGCAAGGUGUGCGAUGUUCAACAAUAGGCUAUUCAACUUCUCAGGAAGUGGGUCGCCAGACCCCACCAUGGAGAGCAGAAUGGUGUCGGAUCUGCAGGCGUUGUGCCCUCUCACCGACGAUGGCAACAAGACCACAGUGCUGGACAGGAACUCUACGGAUUUAUUUGACAACCAUUACUACAAGAACUUACUCAACCAAAAGGGGCUGUUGGAAUCAGACCAAAUUCUGUUCUCCAGCGCUGCAGCUCAAAGCAGCACAAAAAGCUUGGUGGAAGAUUACAGCUCAAACACGACGCGUUUCUUUGAAGACUUUGUCAGGGCCAUGAUCAAGAUGGGGAACAUAAGCCCACUCACGGGCUCUAAUGGAGAGAUCCGAAAGAAUUGUAGAGUGGUUAAUUCCUAAGUAUAUAGAUUCCCUUCCCUUGUAUCAAUAAAUUACACAACUUUUUAAGUAGAGCUUAUUGGGUGGUUCACCACUUAAUUAGAACCUAUCGAGUCAUCUAGCACGAUGUGAACUCGAGCAUCGAGAUAUUAGUUGUCUCCACAGUUUGCUCAGUAUACUUGUUAAAGUUUAAACUAUCUUUAUGU